Molecule: messenger RNA, 417 nt
Organism: Brenthis ino (lesser marbled fritillary)
Lineage: Eukaryota; Metazoa; Arthropoda; Insecta; Lepidoptera; Nymphalidae
Source: the annotation of a GenBank genome assembly
AUGCUACCGAUUUACUACGAAACUGAAGCACCUGUCACAGAUCAAGAUGCUGUGACAAUAGCCGAUGUUACAGGCGCAGAUAGUUCCAAUGAAAAAGCAAUGCCAAGAUCAUUUGAUGACGGCGACAGCGAAGAGUAUAUAAAUAAAGGGAAUGGAAAUCGUGAUGAUGGUUCUAGAAAGCCAUGCGCUAUUGUCGUGCUAUCAAGCAUUCAAAAUCCAACGAUGCAAUCCUUAUUGAGAAAGUACCGAUACGACAAAAAUGGGGUUCUCAUACCAAGCAGUGUCAAAUACUUUAUAAAGUUUCCACAAGGUCUGAAAUCAUCAUCCAUUCUGGUUCCAUUGAAUGAUAAAGCAUUUUCACCUUUGGGCGGCUUCGUAAGGUAUUAUAAAGAAGUACCUCCCAUACCACAUGUUUGG